Rotaria sordida is the source of this 225-nucleotide messenger RNA. NCBI's taxonomy places the organism in Eukaryota, Metazoa, Rotifera, Eurotatoria, Philodinida, Philodinidae. The record is from the annotation of a GenBank genome assembly.
AUGAAUAACAAUACAAAUAAUAAUGUUAGUCGAAGUAAAGAAAUUGAAGAAAAAAUAACUUCACUUAAUGAAAGUUUUCAUGCAACAACUGAUUCAGUCAAUAGACUUCAACAAACUUGUGCAAAUUUAUUAUUGGAUAAUACAAAACAUUAUCAAUUAGAUGUAUUAAAUCGUCUUGAUGGUAUUGAUAAAAGACUUGAAAAUUUCAAUAAUGAUAGUAUAUAA